Messenger RNA from Adineta ricciae, 4329 nucleotides. Lineage: Eukaryota; Metazoa; Rotifera; Eurotatoria; Adinetida; Adinetidae. The record is from the annotation of a GenBank genome assembly.
AUGAUUUCAAGGUGGAAAAUAUCGAUUUUAUUUCUUUCAAUUUAUAUUAUCAAUGGUAAUACACAAGAAUCGACUUUUCGAGAUAUUCCAAAUGUGUCUUUUACAAACACGUCAAGUUUAUUAUCAUUAUCAACGACUAUAUCAGCGAAAACAAAUCAAUAUCUUCGUGAUCAAUUAGUUCGUUUAACCGAACAGUUUUCUUCUAUAACAUUACGCAGUACUGAUCAUGCUCUCCGACAGAUUUAUACUCAAUCACUAAAUACUUUUAUUAUUGAAAAACGAAACCUAACUGAACUUGUUACUGAAAUGGCUAAUUAUACAAAUCGUGCCAUUAUGAAAAAACUCGAAGCAAUCAGAAAUCUUGUCAGUAUUAGCGAACAAUCCUAUCGGAAGUUUGCUGAAACAGAUACUAGUAUUCGAAAUAUCACUGCUGCAUAUAUGCUACAACAUGGAUAUUUGAAUUCGAAAGAUGUGAUCAAUGUUAUUCUCAAUGCCACGUAUGAAAAUGCUUCUCUGGCACGGUCAACAACAAGUGCAACACCAGAAGCUACAAUGAACGAUGAUGAUGAGAAGAAAACGGUAACAAGUGGCUUAUCCACACGUGCACCACAAUCUACGAGUACAAACAAAAAUGAACCUUCGACACAUGAAGUAGCACAUGAAGAGUCUACUGGAGAAAAAAACGAAGAAGAUGUUUUAUUGAAAAAGCUAGUUAUUCAACAAAAGAAACAUUUCGGUGGAGCAUUUGUUAAUGUUACUCAUAGUACUGUUCACGUACCAACAAUUAUUUAUUCUUUAAAUCAAGAGAUUCUUCUAACGGCUAACUGGUCAUAUAAUCUUAAUCAAGCGUUUAUUGACAAUUAUAAUCAAGAUCCUGAAUUGACCUGGCAAUACUUUUGUAGUCAAACAGGUUUGUAUCGUGUAUGGCCUGGCCAUAAAUGGGAAUAUCCCGAAGGUGACACCGAAGAACUUGAUCUGUUCGAUUGUCGUGUACAAAAUUGGUACAUUCGAGCAACAUCAUCGCCCCGUGAUGUCAUCAUACUGAUUGAUGCAAGCGGAUCGAUGACUGGAUUGAAACGUUCGAUUGCUAUUCAAACAGUCGAAACAAUACUUGAUACAUUAUCCGAUGACGAUUUUGUGCAAAUUAUCAAGUUUCAAGAAAAUGCAGACUUUAUUGACGAUUGUUUUACGGAUGGACUGGUUCAAGCAACAGUCGAAAAUCGACAUAAAUUUCGAACAUCUGUGAAUUCAAGUUUCAACACUGAAAACAUAGCGAAUUUCUCUAAAGCACUUAGUAAGGCAUUUGAUUUAUUAGAUAAUGCACGAGUGAACAUCUCUCGUACUGAAAAUGCCAAACUGCUAUGUCAAUGUCAUUACUUAUCAUCGGAUAAUCAAACGGAUGCUGAACGCGAAGCUUUUUGUCCAUCAGAUUUGAAUGCAACAAAAUAUGAGCCAGAUGAACCAAUCUUUUUGGAUAGUACAGGUUGCAAUAAAAUGAUUAUGAUUGUUACUGACGGUGCGACUGAAACAGCAUUAAAUGUUUUUCAAAAUCGUAAUUGGUCGCCUAAUAACGUUUCGACAUGCCACCCUUAUGAAACGAGAGUGUUCACGUAUAUGAUUGGAAGAGAAUUGGGUGAUCCGAAACAUAUUCGAUGGAUGUCCUGUGCUAAUAAAGGUUAUUUUGCUCAUGUCUCAACGUUAGAAGAUAUUCAAGAAAACGUCGAAGAUUAUAUUCCCGUCACUGCACGUCCCAUCGCCAUGUUUAAUGAUCACGUGACUGUCUGGAGUAGUGUAUUUCUCGACGUCGAAAGAACAAUGCCAAUUAAAGCGUAUAAAUGGUUUGCUUAUAAAAUACCUGACUUGUCCGUAUCGAUGGAACAAUUCAAAAAUAAAUCAAAGCCUGUCAAUCUGAUGAUUUCAAUUGCUCAACCCGUUCUUAGCCCGCCACAAAAUGAAAAAGAUGCAACUAUACUAUUGGGUGCAGUUGGUGUUGAUAUUCCUGUUAAACUCUUACAAGAGUUUUCCCCGAAAUAUCGGCUCGGUGUUCAUGCUUAUGCAUUUAUGAUUAAUCAUAAUGGUUAUUUAAUGUUUCAUCCCGAUCUACGACCUGUGUUGGGCCCCUAUCGAAAACAAAAUUAUCAUUCGAUUGACUUAGACAUGGUAGAAAUUCCUGCAAAUCUCAUGCGUUUUGUACAUCCACUACCAUAUAGCAAAAUUCAAGGGAUUCGAAAAGAGAUGAUUCAAUGUGUUGAAAAUCACACAACAGCUCGUGUGAAAAAACAUCUGGAUGAUAUGAGGCGAGCUGAAGAAGUCGAACAAAAGUAUUACUAUGCAACACUAGGCGAUAAAGAAUCGAAUCCAUUCAAUUUGGGUAUUGUUGUACGUUCUCCAUAUGGUGAAUACGAUAUUCGAACAACUGAUCCUGCAACUGAAAAAGUUCAAAUCGCACUUCGUUUUAUUCGACAACGGAAUGUUCGUAUUGCCGAUUGGAUUUAUUGUAAUUCUACAGCUGAAGAUGAUAUCGGCGAUACUGAAGAAUCAUUUCGUGGUUACCUUCAAGAAAAAAUUGAAAAGAACAAAAUUCGUUCAUGCCCAUACAAAGCUAGCAAAGAACUGAUCUACAUGAUGGUAGAAGAAUUGUACAUUAUGAGCAAAUUUGAAAAUUGGACAAAGACCGGUAUAACAGGCUUUGAGAAUCCUCAACCGCUGGAUAAAGCUGCUCAUGAUCAAUUCAAAGAAUAUCAACACGAAAACCAUCUACAUUGGAUAUUCUUAGCAACACGGUCAGGUAUAACUGCAUAUUGGAAACUGUACGAUCUAGCCAAUGAAGAUCAUAUUCGACAAUUCAGCGACGCGAAUCCUAAUUCGAUCGAAGCAAGUUAUUACGAAAGAACAAUCAAUGCAACUUAUGUCUAUGGUUCGGACCAUAUUGAUGGUGAACACCAUGUUUACUCUCUCUUUUAUGGUGUAUCAAGUGUUCCGUCAAUGAAUGCACAAAUGAUGCAUGAGACUCAUAUCGAUGUAACAGAAACAACUACCGGUUCGACGACGUCAACAAUAGGAAAUACACUUAUAACCCAAAUGUACUUAGUUAUCACCACAGGACUUUGGAUGAAUAAGACAUCGAGCAAAGUCAAGCUGAAAACGACAGGAAGUGCACAGAACGUUCCGUUUGGUGUUUUUGGAGUUAUGUUACCGUAUAAAACCGUCAGAUCGACACACUUUUCUAAUCUUUGCGCAAAGAUGGAUUCGGGUAUUUGUUAUAUCAUCGAUGAAAAUGGCUACAUUAUGUUUAUCAGUCAACCGGAAGGAACAGAUAGAACAGAAGAUAUUGGGAAAUUUCUUGGCGAAUUUGAAGGUGCACUCAUGCAAGAUUUAGUCGCAAAAAAGAUUUUCUCUGAAAUCAAAAUGGUUGACUUUCAAGGUGUUUGUUUAAAACGUCCAAUACGAUAUGAGAGAAGUUCAUCAGGUGGUAUAUUCCGUGGUGUUCUUCAAACCAUCUCCGUCAUGUUAUGGAAUCUAAUCAAUCAUAUAGCGAUGGUUCUCGUUCGCGAUAUAAUCUAUUGGCCACAAUGGACUUACGCAGCGAAAAAAGUAAACGCUGCCAAUCAAAAUUCCACAGGACCUAAACGUCCUCCUGCAACUCAUACACUUGAAAGUCUUAGUAAUAUACUUCUUACACACAUUGACUUUCGUCGUCCAGUACUAGAUGCCAAACAAGCGAACAUGAGCAUAGAUAAUGAUACCUUAGAAAGAACACCUGUUUCUUGUAUUGAAGAAUUUAACUUGUAUGUCUCCACGUGGAAAGGUUGGCAAGGACCAUUACCAGCAAAGGAUAACAAUGCAGCUUGGGAACAAGUAGAACGAGAGAAUUCGUUUCAAAAUGUUAUUAGUUGUACACACGCAGCGAAAGAAACACCAGACAUUUUCGAUGAUUUUUAUGGAAAUUAUUCUAAUGGAACAAAUUUUUCAACCACAAUUCCAACGCCACCACCACCGCCCAUCGCGGAAUCUUUUAGUUAUGUUAUCUCAAAGAUUCCGAAAAGUAAUCUAAUGAUGAUUUACGUUAAUCAUUCAAGAGAGAUUUCACAACUCUGUGAAAAAUUAAUUAUUAAACGUAAACCUGUGAAAUUUACGCCAGACGAUGUGUGCACACGAUUGAAAACAACGCCAUAUCGUGAACGACCUCAUAAAUGCUUUUUUGUUCAUGAUGACGAAAGAGAUUUAUUCGAAAAGUGUUCGAAUGCUAUUCGACUAGUCAACUCAGCGUGGUUCAGCUACAUCUUAUCCAUUGUCAUUCUUUUCUUUUAUUAUCUAAGAACUUAUUAG